AUGACAAACUAUUUCAUUUUAGGUGCUGUAUCAAUAAAUAAAAAGAAUAACGUUCAACUAGUUCUGGAUAAAAUUGCAGACAGCAUUGAAUUAUUAUUUACUACUAAUAAUUUUACACCACUUUUACGUAUUUGUCGAUUAUUUGUUCAAAAACAACCACAUUUAUUUCAUACCGCUAUCGAAAACAAUUAUUUUUAUCUUUUAUCACAGUUUAUUCCUAUUGUUUCACUCAAAUUACUUCAACAAAAAAAUCAAUUAGGUGAAACAGUUCUUCUUCAUAUUCUUCGUCUCAAUCGUCUUGAUAUUUUUAAGAUUCUGUUAGAAAAAAAAAGGUUUGCUGAACUUAUCGAUGCUGUCAAUAAUAAAAAACAAAAUCUAUUUCAUCUUCUCGCAAUGAAUAAAGAUGCUGAAGAAAUAUGUGACCUAUUAAUUGAAUAUCUUAUGAAAAAAUCAAUAAAUAUUGAAGAAAAAUUUGGUAAUGUUGAUGAAGAUAAUCGUACACCAUUAGAACUAUCGAUUAUAAAUAAUAAUCAACCAGUUACACGUUAUCUUUUAAAACAUUUUAAUAAUGAUACAUCGUUGAUAAUAAGCAAUGGUAUUUUAUUUGGAAGAAUACAAAUUAUUGAUUAA
This is a messenger RNA of Adineta steineri, 630 nucleotides long. NCBI's taxonomy places the organism in Eukaryota, Metazoa, Rotifera, Eurotatoria, Adinetida, Adinetidae. The record is from the annotation of a GenBank genome assembly.